AUGUGCAGGCAAGAGGAGCCCAUGAAAUUUGUAACCUGGGUCUGGAUGACAUCGUGCAACAAAAUGAUAGGCGUGCUGCUGGUCUUUUUCCCUGCUCUUCUCCUGGAGGUGGACGUGCUGCCCAGGAGCACCGGGCGGAAGGUCCUUCUCUCUGCAGCCUCUUCGCAGCGGUCGGUGGCUCGGAUGGAUGGGGAUGUCAUCAUCGGGGCCCUUUUCUCUGUCCAUCACCAGCCGCCAGCUGAGAAAGUGCCCGAGAGGAAGUGCGGGGAAAUCCGUGAGCAAUACGGCAUCCAGAGAGUCGAAGCCAUGUUUCACACUUUGGAUAAAAUUAACGCCGACCCGGUCCUGCUUCCUAACAUCACUCUGGGCAGUGAGAUACGAGACUCCUGCUGGCACUCCUCGGUGGCUCUGGAGCAGAGCAUCGAGUUCAUACGGGACUCCCUCAUCUCCAUCAGGGACGACAGGGACGGAGGCACUCGCUGCGUUUCCGACUCGCAGACCCAGCCCCAGACCCGACUGAAAAAACCCAUCGCCGGGGUCAUCGGCCCCGGUUCCAGCUCGGUUGCUAUCCAAGUCCAAAAUCUGCUCCAGCUCUUCGACAUCCCUCAGAUUGCUUACUCUGCCACCAGCAUCGACCUGAGCGAUAAAACGCUGUACAGAUACUUCCUCAGGGUGGUCCCCUCCGACACUCUGCAAGCCAGGGCUAUGCUUGACAUCGUCAAGCGCUACAACUGGACCUACGUCUCCGCCGUCCACACGGAAGGAAAUUAUGGGGAAAGUGGAAUGGAAGCCUUCAAAGAGUUGGCUGCCCAAGAAGGUCUCUGUAUUGCUCACUCUGACAAGAUCUACAGCAAUGCUGGAGAAAAGAGCUUUGAUCGCCUGCUUCGCAAGCUGCGAGAGAGGUUGCCCAAGGCCAGGGUGGUGGUUUGCUUCUGUGAGGGAAUGACAGUGAGGGGGAUCCUCAUUGCCAUGAGGCGCCUGGGAGUGCUUGGAGAGUUCCUGCUGAUUGGAAGUGAUGGCUGGGCAGACAGAGAUGAAGUCAUUGAAGGUUAUGAGCCUGAAGCCAACGGAGGCAUCACUAUCAAACUGCAGUCUCCAGAGGUCUUGGCAUUUGAUGACUACUAUCUGAAGCUUCGUCUGGACACCAACACCCGCAACCCCUGGUUUCCUGAGUUCUGGCAGCACAGAUUUCAGUGCCGUAUCCCGGGACACCCCUUAGAGAAUCCCAACUUCCAGAAAAACUGCACUGGUAACGAGAGCCUAGAAGAAAAUUAUGUGCAGGACAGUAAAAUGGGAUUUGUCAUCAAUGCUAUAUAUGCUAUGGCUCAUGGGCUACAGAAUAUGCAUCAUUCCCUUUGCCCUGGACAUGUCGGGCUGUGUGAUGCUAUGAAGCCAAUUGAUGGCAGGAAGCUCUUGGAUUUCCUCCUCAAAUCCUCAUUCAUCGGUGUUUCUGGAGAAGAAGUUUGGUUUGAUGAAAAGGGAGAUGCCCCUGGAAGGUACGACAUCAUGAACCUGCAGUACAUAGAGCCCAACCGCUACGACUAUGUCCUCAUUGGGACCUGGCAUGAGGGUGUGCUCAAUAUUGAUGAUUACAGGAUUCAGAUGAACAAGAGUGGAAUGGUCCGAUCAGUGUGCAGUGAACCUUGCUUGAAGGGCCAGAUUAAGGUGAUCAGGAAAGGAGAAGUGAGUUGCUGCUGGAUUUGCACUGCUUGCAAGGAGAAUGAAUUUGUUCAGGAUGAAUUCACAUGUAAAGCCUGUGAGCUUGGCUGGUGGCCAAAUCCUGACUUGACAGGCUGUGAACCCAUCCCUGUAAAGUACCUCCAGUGGAGCAAUAUAGAGUCUAUUGUGGCUGUGGUCUUUUCCUGCCUGGGGAUCCUGGUCACCAUGUUUGUCACCCUUAUCUUUGUGCUCUACAGGGACACCCCUGUUGUUAAAUCCUCCAGCCGGGAGCUCUGCUACAUUAUCCUUGCUGGCAUCUUUCUGGGUUAUGUCUGCCCUUUCACUCUUAUAGCUAAACCCACCACGACAUCCUGCUACCUCCAGCGCCUUCUGGUGGGCCUCUCCUCUGCCAUGUGUUAUUCUGCCCUCGUGACCAAAACCAACCGCAUCGCACGCAUCCUGGCAGGCAGCAAAAAGAAGAUCUGCACCCGCAAGCCGCGCUUCAUGAGCGCGUGGGCCCAAGUGGUCAUUGCCUCCAUCCUGAUCAGCGUGCAGCUGACGCUGGUGGUCACGCUGAUCAUCCUGGAACCCCCGAUGCCCAUCCUCUCCUACCCCAGCAUUAAGGAAGUUUACCUGAUCUGCAACACCAGCAACCUGGGUGUCGUGGCACCCGUGGGCUACAAUGGACUCCUCAUCAUGAGCUGCACGUACUAUGCCUUCAAGACUCGCAACGUGCCCGCCAAUUUCAACGAGGCCAAGUACAUUGCAUUCACCAUGUACACCACUUGUAUCAUCUGGCUGGCCUUUGUGCCUAUCUAUUUCGGGAGCAACUACAAGAUUAUCACCACCUGUUUUGCAGUGAGCCUGAGCGUGACAGUGGCGCUGGGGUGCAUGUUCACUCCCAAGAUGUACAUCAUCAUAGCCAAGCCUGAGAGGAACGUCCGCAGUGCCUUCACCACCUCAGACGUGGUGCGUAUGCAUGUCGGGGAUGGCAAGGCACCUUGCAAGUCCAACACUUUCCUCAACAUAUUCCGGAGAAAGAAGCCAGGGGCCGGAAAUCCGAAUUCUAACGGAAAGUCUGUGUCAUGGUCUGAACCAGGUGGAAGACAAGACCCCAAGGGGGAGCACACAUGGCACAGACUCUCAGUGCAUGUGAAGAACCAGGAGACAGGGUGCAAUCAAACAGCGGUGAUCAAACCCCUCACUAAAAGCUACCACAGCCAAAGCAAGAACCAGACUUUUACCGACAUCAGCAGUAAGACUCCAUGCAAUGUGGAGGAGGAAGAAGGCAGAGAGCCCACUCACCUCAACCAGCCCAGCAGCCCCUCCAUGGUGGUGCACAGGCGAGUGGCGACAACCCCCCCGCUGCAGGCCACGACGGAGGAGACCCAACUCUUCUUGCCCGAGCAGUCCCCCAAGACCCUGCCCCUGCAGCCGCAGUCUCUCAUGGACCAGCUGCAAGGAGUGGUCAACAAGUUUGCCACCGGCAUCCCCGACUUCAACGCCAUCCUCCCUGCUCCCAGCCCGGGGAACGACGCGCAGUCUCCCUGCCAGCCCCCCCCGCCACAGCAGCAGCCCCUGCUGCCUCUCCAGGUCUCCUCCUUCAGCGAGGAGCCCCUGUCUGCCCUGGCCAAGGAAGUGGAGAGCGAGAAGUUGAAGCUCAUCCAGGGAUAUGUCUAUGAGAAGAACCCAGAGGAGGAGACGGAUGAGGAGCCAGCGACCAGCAAACUGACUCUGGAAGAUUCUCCGGCCCUGACGCCCCCGUCCCCUUUCCGGGAUUCGGUGGCUUCGGGUAGCUCUGUGCUCAGUUCCCCUGUCUCAGAGUCUGUGCUCUGCACCCCCCCCAGAUGUGACCUAUGCCUCUGUCAUCCUGAGAGAUUAUAAGCAAAGCUCGUCAACUCUGUAG
Molecule: messenger RNA, 3565 nt
Organism: Calypte anna (Anna's hummingbird)
Lineage: Eukaryota; Metazoa; Chordata; Aves; Apodiformes; Trochilidae
Gene: GRM1
Product: glutamate metabotropic receptor 1
Exons: 8
Coding region: 1-3543 (1180 amino acids)
Biological process (GO): G protein-coupled glutamate receptor signaling pathway; regulation of synaptic transmission, glutamatergic
Cellular component (GO): postsynaptic density membrane
Molecular function (GO): G protein-coupled receptor activity involved in regulation of postsynaptic membrane potential; adenylate cyclase inhibiting G protein-coupled glutamate receptor activity
Source: RefSeq, a predicted model, not a curated record